AUGGAAUCUAGAAAUGUUACAUCCGUUGAGUUCUACAUCCUUCUUGGAUUUUCUCACGUCCCUUAUUAUCGACUACCACUGAUCUCCAUCUUCACUCUCCUGUAUAUAUUUACAUUAAUUGGAAACAGCCUUAUCAUUCUACUCAUUAUUGGUGAUUAUCAGCUCCACACUCCAAUGUAUUUCCUUUUGGCUAAUUUCUCUGUUUUGGACUUGGUGUCCCCAUCCAUUUCAGUACCUAAAAUGAUCGAUGACCUGAUCUCUAUGGAAGGCAUUAUUUCAUUCAAUGGCUGCAUAACCCAGAUGACUUUCUUUAUUGCUAUUACUAUAACAGAAUGUUAUUUUCUCUCUGUUAUGGCCUUUGACCGGUAUGUUGCAAUUUGUCUCCCACUCCAUUACAAAAACAUAAUGAGCUUUAAGAUAUGUUUUAUUUUGAUAUGGUUGGCAUGGCUAUUAGGAUGCUUUCACUCUAUCAUACAUACCAUUUUGACUAUUAGUCUAGACUUCUGUGGCCCUAAUCACAUCAACCACUUCUACUGUGACAUUCUUUCUCUCUUACAGCUUGCAUGUUCCCCUAUCAAUCUUAAUGUAACUUUGGUGUGUGUGUCUGCCUUUUUUAAUGGAAUAUGUAAUUGUAUCAUUAUUCUCAGCUCUUACCUUGGCAUUGUGUCUGCAGUAUUGAAAAUAAACUCUAAAGAUGGCAGGAUGAAAGCAUUUUGUACAUGUGCUUCACAUCUCCUCGUAGUUUCUUUGUAUUAUGGCACACUCAUCAUUGCAUAUUUUCGUCCUAUCAAUAGCUACACAUAUUCCAAGGACAGAACCAUUUCUGUAAUCUACACCACAGUUACCCCAAUGUUAAAUCCGAUCAUAUAUAGUCUGCGGAAUAAAAGUGUAAAGAAUGCAUUCCAGAAACUAUGGAAAAGAGCAAUCUACCAAACAAAGAUUUAA
This is a messenger RNA of Xenopus laevis (African clawed frog), 945 nucleotides long. RefSeq names its product olfactory receptor 1019. Lineage: Eukaryota; Metazoa; Chordata; Amphibia; Anura; Pipidae. The transcript has a single exon. The coding region runs from base 1 to 945 and encodes 314 amino acids. The record is from RefSeq and is a predicted model, not a curated record.